GUUGGAUCCAUUGAGCGUUGCCCCACGAAUUGUACAUGUGAAUUUUACACUUAAGAUACUUCAAUUGGCUAGGUACAUGUACUACAUCGGCGGAAGGGCGGCCAUCUUCUACUCAGGUAAGCACCACCAGAACUGGGCAUUAAUACCUUCUCAACACCCAAACCGAACUUUUUGUUUGUUACACAUUCACAUUCAGACCGGAGGAAAAUCAGUAACGCUGCUACUCGGUACAUAGCCAACUGCGGAUUCAACACCCCCGGUAUACGACUGGUGUUAGCUUCAAUUACCUACCUCGCUCCACCCUCACUUCUCACCAGAUCAAAUUCCCGCACGCAAACAGAACGAAAAAAAAAGAGAGAAAAGAAAAGAAAAAAGAAGAAGAAGAAGAAAUACACGUGAUAUACGAAUUCGACGACAGAAUUAAUACUUAAUACGAAGGAAUAGAAUUGGAGAAACUAGUCAAUUCUUACCCUUGCUUAGUCGUGAAGCGACAAUUAAUCACGUCUACCUCUAGUUACCCUAUCACAAGUACCUAAGGUAUAAGUUAGGUACCUAGAUAAACACUCAUCUGCUCAAUUUCUCGCUCGAGCAGAGCAUCCAUUCCUUUCACCCAAGUCUAAAGCUACCGAACCCAUUAUCACCACUAUCUAUGCACGAUUAUCUCCCGAACCCGGCACUGAUUUACCAGGGGCCGGCGCUGCCGCGUGCCCCGCUGAUAUUAAUCCACGACGGUGGUGGCACCAAUUUCAAUUACCACCUCCUGAGCCAGAUUGGCCGUCCGCUAUGGGGUCUCGCGAACGCUAGACUCCACGAAGGCGGUUGGUGGGAAGGUGGUAUCCCUCAGAUGGCUACCUACUACGUCGGGCUCCUCGCUAAGGCUAUCCCCGAAGGCGGCGACAUCCUCCUCGGAGGUUGGUCACUGGGAGGGCUUCUAUCCCUUGAGAUGGCGCACCGGAUUGCCGAGGCGAGGCGUGAUGGCGGUACGGGGGCUAAGUUUCGGGUCAAAGGCAUGGUCUUCAUCGACAGCCUCUGCCCAAGCUACUCAGCUGAGAUGCGGGCACGGCUACCGGCAGAACCCGUGAUAUUAUCGGCCCAAGAGUCCGAAGCUAUGAAACUGAAAGAGAAGGUCAACUUGAACAUGACGCACGCCCGCAUCAUGGUGUCAUUCUGGGAGUUGCCACGCUGGGAGGAUGGGCUGCAGGCACCACCAACUAUCCUCCUACGAGCGAAAGAGUGGUUCAACCGCGACCCGUCCAAGAGCUUCGUCGAUUUCACGCGCGAAGACCGACUUCUGGGCUGGGGUGAUUAUAACAAGGAACACGGUGGUUUUAUUAAAGACGUUGUGGAUGUACAAGGUCACCACUUUUCCAUCUUUGAUUUUGACUACCUUGACGAUGUUACGAGCAAGGUCCGCGCCGCGGCAGACCAGUUGGAUCCGUUUAAAUUUUGAUGAGUAAUUCCUAAUACGCCCUAUUAGAUGUUUCUUGUCCAUUAGAUUUACACUAAAACAAGGCGUUCAAGAUCAAUUUUUAGAACCGGCGUUAAAAGGGGAUUACGCAAUGAUAACUAAACUAUACAUAGGUAGUAUAGAGUAUAGAAUGUUCACAUAUAUGUGCUAUUUUGAGUUUAUAGACUAUGUACCUAGGUA
Messenger RNA from Daldinia vernicosa, 1648 nucleotides. Its product is annotated as alpha/beta-hydrolase. Gene Ontology annotation, biological process: biosynthetic process. The transcript has 3 exons. NCBI's taxonomy places the organism in Eukaryota, Fungi, Ascomycota, Sordariomycetes, Xylariales, Hypoxylaceae. Bases 650 to 1450 code for a protein of 266 amino acids. The record is from RefSeq and is a predicted model, not a curated record.